Pseudovirgaria hyperparasitica is the source of this 1161-nucleotide messenger RNA. RefSeq lists its product as uncharacterized. Bases 208 to 954 code for a protein of 248 amino acids. The record is from RefSeq and is a predicted model, not a curated record. The transcript is spliced from 2 exons. Lineage: Eukaryota; Fungi; Ascomycota; Dothideomycetes; Acrospermales; Acrospermaceae.
GUGCAUAAUAUCUGGAGAGGCAUUGUAAAGGAGCAGCUUCCGUAUUUAGACCACGCACAGGAUCUUUUCAGAGAGGAUAAACGUUGACUGGUUUCCUUAUCCUUUCAACCUUCUCCCGGUGGACAUACUUUUAUCGACUGGUUCGAUCAAUAGUUUCGCACAGCAUAAUCACUACAUCACGCAAACCUCAGCCACGUGUAUUCCACCAUGGGAUUGUUCGGGCAACUCAAAACCCCCCUCUCGUCUGCUGGCCGAGCCAGGGACAAAGCCAGAAACUACGCUGGAGAAAAAGGUAUCCCUCCAGAGGCGUUCAAUAGAGUCGAGAACGUUGGCAAGAAGGCGAUGAAGAACGCCGGACAGAAAGCUGUCUAUGGAAUCCCUGGAGUCGGACCAAUAAUCUUUGCCUGCCACAUGGCCUCAAAGCCGCCCAGGAGGAUAGCCAGAUACUACUAUCAUGGUGUCGACAACACUACAGCGGAGUCAAAGAACUGUGGCUACACGCUCGCCGUCCAGGGCAGAUGGCCAGCCGUGUUCCGCAUGGUCCUCCGCUUCCUCCAAUUUUGGGCUGCUAUUCUGGUCUACUGUUUCUACGCCAUCGAUCUUUACAGAAGUGGAAAACAGAACCCCAAGUUCUAUGAUUCUAGGUGGAUGUAUGUUGUCGUUCUGGCGACAAUGAGUUGUUUCAGCUCCAUUGCCCUAGGUCUCCCUUACUUGAAGCCGUGGCUUUAUGCGCCAUUAGAUCUGUUUCUUUGCAUCUGUUGGCUGGUUGGUUUUGGCAUCUUUGGAAAGAUGUACAUCCCAGAAGACGCCGAGGGCAACGGCGGCAUCAAUCGCAUGAAGAAAGGCGUAUGGGUUCUUCUCACUAACAUGCUACUCUGGAACAUUUCAGCAGCAUUUGGUAUGUACGGUAUGUGGCUUUGGAAGAAAGCGAGGCGUCCUGGACUACCCAAGUAGGACUGCCUUGAUCAACUACAAGGUUUCGACGUCCGCCCCUCAAAUCUCCAAUAGUAUGCUACAGGAUGGGUCAUAACUGUCCGUAAUCAGCUACAUCAUUAUGUCUUCAUGUUUCUUUAUUUCUUAUAGCAUGGUUCGGCGCUGGGGCUUCUUUGUAUCUUGUCAGCUGUCAUUGGCGUCACGAUACCCUCUGAAAGCGUGACAUGU